Molecule: messenger RNA, 2394 nt
Organism: Oncorhynchus masou masou (cherry salmon)
Lineage: Eukaryota; Metazoa; Chordata; Actinopteri; Salmoniformes; Salmonidae
Gene: bik
Product: BCL2 interacting killer
Exons: 6
Coding region: 1551-2027 (158 amino acids)
Source: RefSeq, a predicted model, not a curated record
GGCGUGGCUGUUGAAAUGAUAAUUGUGGCAGUUACCUGAAAACAACAAGAUUAAAGGACGCUGCUGGCGGCGUCUACUUUAAUCUACAAAAUAGGUAAGUUUUACAUUUUUGUUAUUCUACAAUGCACCUGUUCCUUUGUCGUCAGACAAGGAACAUUGUGUCGACAGAUAUUGACUGCAGUACUGCUCUUCCAUAGAUGUGAAACUCGAUGACAAAAUAUGAAUCAUGAUAGGAUCAUUAUCAUUGUUUAAAUAUUUGACAUUCAAAUAGGGAAAAUUAUACUGUCUUUCUUGCUUUGUGUGAACUUCAAAUCGACCUUCGGUUUGUUUGGUGAAGAGGAUGACAUCACCUUGUCUUGACAAACCCCUAUCAAACAUUACUAUCCACAAAUAAUAUUUUCCCCCAAUUGUUAUGAUUUGAUCAUGCUGUAGACCUAAGGCAUAUAUGAUGUUAUUAGCAUUAAUACUAUUAUUCAUUUAAUAGUUAAAUAAUUCAUAGCAUCUUUAUUACCUAUAUUUUAUAUUGUAUUUAUUUUUAUCUGCCAAUUAUUUUGCCGCUUUCCAUGUUGUCUGUUGUCUGUAGCUUGUGAGGUAUGGAAACACUUUGUUGCUUUUAUGAAUUUUGUCUUGCUGCUUUUUGUUCUAUGUUGCACUGUCUGUAUGCUAUGUCUUGCUUGUCCUAUGUUGCUCUGCGUGUGCUCACUGUUCAAUGAUUGUCCAUAUUGUAAUUGUUUUUAAUAACCUGCCCAGGGACAGCGGUUGAAAAUUAGCCGGCUGGCUAAAACCGAAAUAUUUACUGAAACGUUGAUUAAUGUGUACUGUCCCUGUAAAAAAUAAAAUAAACUCAAACUCCAUAAACUCAAGACUAAUGACAAAUCCAUCCUUUCAUUGGAUUGGCUUGAGACAUUACAUUUGUAAAGACAUUAUGUAACAUUACAAAAUCAAAUGUAUAUUUUAAGAUGACAAAACAAGGAAGCAAUUGUUUUGCGAUGGUAGCCGUUUGGUUGAUUUGAGUAAUGUAAAUCCACCAUUUGCAUUGUGACUAUCUCUCCAACAGGACGUGAGCAGAGGGACAGAACCGCUUAGGGACAGGUGUGCAGAGGGACAGAACAGCUUAGGGACAGGUGAGCAGAGGGACAGAACAGCUUAGGGACAGGUGAGCAGAGGGACAGGUGAGCAGAGGGACAGAACAGCUUUGGGACAGGUGAGCAGAGGGACAGAACAGCUCAGGGACAGGUGAGCAGAGGGACAGAACAGCAGAGCCAGGGGUGUGUUCAACACUAAACUCUCUUGUGUUUCACAUCGAGAUGUCUAGUAAAAACUGACAUGACAUGCAUUAAUGUAGGUCACACACACACAUACGUGUGUUUAUUUUCUGUAUCGCACACACACACACACUGUAUCUUGAAACCUCACUGAGCCCAUCCUGUGCAGUGAAUCCUGAAGAUGACAUCUUUUCAGGAUGAAGAAAGUUUGUGUCCACUGACCUGAAUAAUCUCCCCGGCAACACACUUCUGAUCACAUGACUCAAUAUUUACACAGAAAACAAAAUGGUGGAGCACAGAAGAGAGCGACGCCGUGCCAUUUCCCUCAGGGCUGGACCUAGUGAGGUGGACAACGUCACCCUAUCUGAUGUGAAUCUCAGAAUCCAUGCCUGGGCUGCCCGGGCUACAGGUCGUCAGCUGGCAGAGAUGGGUGACAGACUGGACCGUGAAUGGGCAGAGAGACUCCCUAAUCAGUGGCCUGUGCCACAAACUCUCCAUGUGACAAGUCCUGCCCACGCCCUGACUAGAAGCAUCUACAGGGGGAUACAAGGACAGCUUUGGGGAGUGAAGAGUUUGUCUGGUGUGGCCAAAGCCUGGUUGGCCUCCUCUGUCCACAGGCAGGCUACACAGAGAGCAGAGGCUUGGGUAGCCUGGGUUUCCAGUAUUGAACCUCCUAACUACCCUGGUUGGGCAAAAGCGACGCUUGCCACUGUGGCACUGGUGGCCACGGCAACCAUUUGCACUGCAUUGUGGAAGGAGUAGAAAGGCUAACCGUUGCACUGAGGGGGCCUUGAGCUGGACUUCUAGCUACAAUGUUCUAUGUUGGACAAUUUCCUAGUUGAGUGAGAUUUUUAAACCAUUUUUACUAUAGACUUUAAUUUAAGAAAAAAUAAAUGCAGUGUGUGUUAUUGAUUGAUUGUGCUGGAUCACGGUUUUUAUAGUCUUAUCAACUUAUGCAUGUUUUAAAGACUGUUGCUGGUCUGCAGUAUUUUCUAUGAAGAUUGGGCCUGUUACUGGUUAGACAUUUAAUUGCCACAACUAUCUUAUGUAGCUUAUCACACCAUUAAAUGGAAGCUGUAAAAAUAUUUUUUAAUGACUUGAGGAAAAAAUUAAACUUGAGAAAACCAAA